This is a messenger RNA of Colletotrichum destructivum, 1847 nucleotides long. RefSeq names its product Putative GNAT domain, bromodomain, acyl-CoA N-acyltransferase, Bromodomain-like superfamily. Gene Ontology annotation, molecular function: histone H3 acetyltransferase activity; protein binding. Lineage: Eukaryota; Fungi; Ascomycota; Sordariomycetes; Glomerellales; Glomerellaceae. The transcript has 3 exons. Gene Ontology annotation, biological process: chromatin remodeling; positive regulation of transcription by RNA polymerase II. The record is from RefSeq and is a predicted model, not a curated record. The coding region runs from base 68 to 1249 and encodes 393 amino acids. Gene Ontology annotation, cellular component: histone acetyltransferase complex.
CCACGACAACAUCCAUCGACAAGGUUCAUCGAAAAUAGGCCUGCAAAGGCUCGCGAUCGAGGACAACAUGAAGGAAGAGACCGCGAAGCGCAAGGCUGAGGAGGAGCCGUCCUCGCCGACCGCGACAAAACGGGUCAAGCACAAUGAAUCGGCCGAGCCAGAGAAGAAACCUGCGAUGAAGCCUAUCCCCUUCCCCGAGAAGCCCGCCGUUAUCGAAGAGCGCACCGGCGAGAUCGAGUUCCGAGUGGUCAACAACGACAACGAGCGCGAAUCCCUCAUCAUUCUUACCGGCCUCAAAUGCAUCUUCCAGAAGCAGCUUCCCAAGAUGCCGAAGGACUACAUCGCGCGUCUCGUCUACGACCGGACCCACUUGUCGAUAGCAAUCGUCAAAAAGCCCCUCGAAGUCGUUGGCGGUAUCACGUACCGCCCCUUUAAGGGCCGCCAAUUUGCAGAAAUUGUCUUCUGUGCCAUCAGCUCCGACCAGCAGGUCAAGGGAUAUGGUGCGCAUCUUAUGUCCCAUCUCAAGGACUAUGUCAAGGCCACCAGUGAUGUGAUGCAUUUCCUCACCUACGCUGACAAUUACGCCAUCGGAUAUUUUAAGAAGCAAGGGUUCACUAAGGAGAUCACACUUGAUAAGAGCGUAUGGAUGGGUUACAUAAAGGACUAUGAGGGCGGAACAAUCAUGCAAUGCUCGAUGCUGCCGCGGAUCCGAUAUCUUGAAAUGGGCCGCAUGUUGCUCAAGCAAAAGGAGUGCGUCCAGGCCAAGAUCCGCGCGUACUCAAAAUCGCACAUCGUCCAUACCCCUCCCAGAGAGUGGAAAUCCGGCGCGAAGCCCAUUGAUCCGCUGAGCAUAGACGCCAUCCGCGCAUCGGGCUGGUCCCCGGACAUGGACGAGCUCGCGCGACAGCCCCGCCAUGGGCCCAACUACAACCAGCUCCUCCACCUGCUCAACGAUCUUCAGAACCACCAGUCAGCAUGGCCUUUUCUUGUGCCUGUCAACAAGGAUGAUGUUGCCGACUACUACGAGGUCAUCAAGGAACCCAUGGACCUCAGCACCAUGGAGACCAAACUCGAGGCGGACCAGUACUCCACGCCCGAGGACUUCAUCCGCGAUGCCAAGCUCGUCUUCGACAACUGCCGCAAGUACAAUAACGAGUCUACGCCGUACGCGAAGAGCGCAAACAAGCUGGAGAAGUAUAUGUGGCAGCAGAUCAAGGCCAUCCCCGAGUGGUCUCACCUCGAGCCGUAGAAGGGCAACAGGAGAGGCGACAAGAGUGGACCGAGGAAGACGUGGCCGACGGAGAGUCCAAAGGAAAGAGUGUCACGACGGCGAUCGUCUAGAGCGCGCGGAAUGUCGUAGACUUGUUUUGGUCACGAAGUUUUUGACGAAAAUCCAGGGUUGGAUGGGCUUCGGGCUUCAUGGGAAUUGGCGUUGGUUGGCGACUGUUUUCCUUUCUACCCGAGCGGGGUUAUUACAUGGUGCUAUGGGAAGGUUAUCGACAUCAACAGUGCGUAGGUCGUCGGGAUGGCCAGUCGCGGAGUUCUAAGGGGAUCGGCGCUCCCCUUGUUAUUGUAUGGUAUGGCGGAGGCUGGAAAAUUGCAACAGAAUGAAAAAUACCCUUUUCACGCAGUAUUACUUGAAGCAUAGCAUCUUGGUCACUUUGUUAGAGGGAGAAGAAGUGCAUGCCACGUCCUCAUGGACCCGACAAUCGGACAUAUAAAAUUAGCACUUUUGUGGCUAAGGGCUCCCGACUAGAUACAGGUGGUCGCUCGUUGGAAGCGAGCCCUGAAAUGCGUAGAGUUCUCGUUUCCUCGUAAUCCCUUGUACUCGCUGAUCCAGUACUUGC